GGGCUUCUGAGCCCAAUUUCUUAUUACAACUUAUGUUUCUUCUUCCUCCUCUCCAUCCCGAUCUCCAUGGCUGAUUGGAUUUUCUUCAGCUUUUCUGAGAUCUGCAUAGCUUCUCCAUCAUCAUCACUUAAAUUCUUGAAAAACCACUGGUUCAGAGACACAAGAACCCUCUAAUUCUAACUUUUUCGAACUGUCCUCGCAUCAUCCAAGCAAUCCCAAAAUCCUAAUUGAAUGGAAUCCGUAGUCACCAGUUAACUAUAUCAAACUGAAUUUGGCGGCCAUUAUUAUGAAAAUGUCUUCUUUCCUGCACCAAAGGCCACUUCACAAUGUCUUGACCGACCCAUAUGAAUCAUCAUCCCCGAAAUCUUCCCAAAAUCACCAACGACCCAUCAUCACCUUCCUAUUCAACCGAACUUCCCUUUUCCUGUUCCUCACUCUGCUCAUAGUUUUUGGCAUUCUUUCCCCAUCAAUUCGAACCCCUUUACAAGGCCUUGUGUUUUUCAAUAACAACAGUAAUGAUAAAGUGUUUGAAACCAAGUGGGCCGGGUACACACUUGCUGAAGCUACCUCGUUUGUUGCAAAGAAUCGCACCUUGAUUGUGUGUGCCGUGAGUGAGCCUUACUUGCCUUUCUUAAACAACUGGCUGAUCAGUAUUUCGAGGCAAAAGCACCACGCCAAGGUGUUGGUGAUUGCUGAGGAUUACGCUACUUUGUUUAAGGUUAAUCGUAAAUGGCCUGGUCAUGCUGUGCUCAUACCUCCAGCUUUGGAUUCUCAGUCUGCUCACAAGUUUGGUUCGCAGGGUUUUUUUAAUUUCACAUCCAGAAGACCACGACAUCUUCUACAAAUUUUGGAGCUUGGUUAUAAUGUUAUGUACAAUGACGUUGACAUGGUCUGGUUAGCAGAUCCAUUUCCUUAUCUACAAGGAGAGCAUGAUGUGUAUUUCACAGAUGACAUGGCUGCUGUGAAACCACUGAACCAUUCUCAUGAUUUGCCGCCUCCAGGGAAAAAGGGCCGUACUUACAUUUGCAGCUGCAUGAUUUAUCUACGGCCUACUGAUGGAGCAAAACUAGUCAUGAAAAAGUGGACUGAAGAACUUCAGGCUCAGCCAUGGUCCAAAGCAAAAAAAGCCAAUGACCAGCCUGCUUUUAACUGGGCUCUGAACAAAACUGCUGGACAGGUCGACUUGUACUUGCUUUCCCAGGCCGCUUUCCCGACCGGUGGACUAUAUUUCAAGAACCCGACAUGGGUAAAGGAAACUAAAGGAAUGCAUGUCAUUAUCCACAACAACUAUAUCACUGGUUUCGAGAAGAAGAUAAAGAGAUUUAAGGAAUAUGGCCUCUGGUUAGUCGAUGAUUAUGCCUCAGAAUCCCCCUUGGGAAGAUUGUGACAUAGAUUGGAGAGAACUCGUGCAGUGAGGGUAUAUCAAUUGGUUGGUUACAGUUUGAACAAGGUGAACAGACAUAGUUGGAGGAGGAUUAUAGACAUAACGAAGGCCUUAAACGCUUCGAUAUAGAUAUAUCAAUUGGUUGUUCUGAUGGUCUUAAACGCUUCGAUGCUGAGCUACAUUUUUACCAUUCUGUAUGUAGUAGUAAUUUAAUUUCCUCUGCAUACUGAGAUGUUUCAAUUCCAUUUCACAGAAAAUUUGUGGCAAGUUUGUUCUUUUCCUAAUCAUUAUUAUCCCCGAAGGAAUAACACAUUCUUUUCGUGGGUCAGAAUCCCCAUAUUCCACGCCUUAAGAACAACCUGUUCGGG
Molecule: messenger RNA, 1752 nt
Organism: Oldenlandia corymbosa var. corymbosa
Lineage: Eukaryota; Viridiplantae; Streptophyta; Magnoliopsida; Gentianales; Rubiaceae
Source: the annotation of a GenBank genome assembly